AUGCGCGACCAGUUAGUAUUCAUAAUGGAUGAUAGGAGAGGCGAAAAGUUCCCCCUCGACGAGCUCAACACUCCCCUCGUCAGAGGAUUUGGCGACUUUUCCAAUAUCCUGUUCCCGGAGCAUCAGGUGGUGACACGGGCCAAACCUUUCUCCGCGCCUACUUGCUCCUCUCCCCUCUACCGCCUCCUCGUGCUCCUCGGCUUGGUCGGCCUGACCGCCCUCACCAUCACCUUUCUCAUCUAUUCGCACGAUAUCUUCAAGUCCCUUGGCCCCAUCGCCGAAGCCUGGAGGCAGGCGCCCGGCGGCUGGAUCAUCAUCUGGCUCGUCGUCUUCGCCUCCGCGUUCCCGCCCCUGAUCGGCUAUAGCACGGCCAACACCGUCGCCGGCUUCAUCUUUGGGUUCCCCCUCGGCUGGCCCAUCGUGGCCUCUGCUACCACCAUCGGCUCUCUUGCCGCUUUCAUGGCCAGCCGGACAAUCCUCAGUGCCUACGUUCAUAGACUAGUCGGCAAGGACCACAGGUUUCUGGCUCUCGGUCAGGUGCUAAAGAAGGAGGGUGUCGGCAUGUUGACCAUGAUCCGAUUCUGCCCCUUGCCGUUUAGCUUGUCGAACGGCUUCUUGGCCACCAUUCCUUCAAUCACCCCUUUGAUGUUUACCCUUUCUACGGCCUUUGCCAGCCCCAAACUUCUCGUCCACAUCUUCAUCGGUAGCCGCAUCGCCCUCCUCGUCGAAGACGGUGGCAAGAUGACCGCCGGCACAAAGGCCAUCAACUACCUGAGCAUGUUUCUCGGCGGCUCGAUCGGAGUCACCGUGGGAUGGCUUAUUUACCGCCGCACCAUGGCACGCGCUGCCGAGCUUGCCCUCGAGGCCGCCACCGAAGAAGGCCUGGCCAGUUCGCCCUCGUCCCCGCGCGUCGGCGGUAAUGGCUCGGGCCUCGGGUACGCCGACUACGUUGGUAGCGACGAAUUCUCCCGAGCGACCCUUUUGGAUCCCGGUGAUGCCGCUGCCGUCUUGGCGGACGACGAUGAUAUCUCUCUGUGGGACAACACGGAUCGCGUGGGUAGCUAUUCAGACGGUGACGGCUUUGGCAAAGCCAACAACCGCUGGUAG
This is a messenger RNA of Parascedosporium putredinis, 1107 nucleotides long. The record is from the annotation of a GenBank genome assembly. NCBI's taxonomy places the organism in Eukaryota, Fungi, Ascomycota, Sordariomycetes, Microascales, Microascaceae.